Messenger RNA from Labeo rohita (rohu), 8782 nucleotides. RefSeq names its product polycystic kidney disease 1 like 1. The transcript is spliced from 54 exons. Gene Ontology annotation, cellular component: membrane. Gene Ontology annotation, biological process: detection of mechanical stimulus. Gene Ontology annotation, molecular function: calcium channel activity; protein binding. The record is from RefSeq and is a predicted model, not a curated record. Bases 27 to 8240 code for a protein of 2737 amino acids. Lineage: Eukaryota; Metazoa; Chordata; Actinopteri; Cypriniformes; Cyprinidae.
CUACGAGAGAUAUUUAGAGUGUUACAAUGUUUCUUUUUUGUCGGUUCGUGUUUUGUUUAAUUUUGCCACACAUUUGUGCUGUCAGACAUGUUAAGGCAAACUCGGGAUAUGCUGGAUUCAGCAACUAUAACUCACUAGACUCACUCCAGUGUCAAGAAACGGAGCUUCCAUUAUACGCCAAGCUGUGUUUCAGUGAAGGAUGCUUGUCCUCUGUGUGUGUGCCUUCUGGGAAUGAGACGGGCUGGUUGGCAGUGUACAGCAGCAGAGGGCCUUCUGUUCAUGAUGCCACUGUUGCUGCUUUGACUGACACGGUGCAGAUUGGGAAGCCCCUCCUCCUGGAAGUCUCAGACAUUUCUAAUCUGAGCAAAGAAAACUUCACUAAGGUUUUCAUUACAUUUAGUGGGAACUCAGGUCCUCAGGGUUUGCAUAAUAUGUCUGUUAUGGCCAACGGAUACCUUGUCUGCUACAUAGAUGCAAUAUUACCUGCUGCUGGAUUGUACCAUUUAAAUGUGACCGUGAUGAACAGUAUCUACACUUAUUCUGCCAGCUGGAAGAUUAGAGCAUGUCCCUCAGGGACUGAGUACUUGAAUCUCAUGUUGUCCAAGAGAGAUCAGGAUAUCCCAUCCUGUGCCCCUCUGCCCACAGAUGCAGAAGACAAACAGCAGGAUAAAGCCUUAACGAAAUCCACGGACAGUCAUAAGCAAGAUGUUUGGAUCUUUUCUGAUACACGGGCAUAUGCAACAGAGACAGACAUCAAAUUUGUAGCAGUGACAGAAGGACCUGAUCCUCUAUACUUUUAUUGGCAAUUUGGGGAUGGACCAGAAAUAAAAACAACAUCCAGAAUCUACAAAAAGAGAUAUCGCCUACCAGACAAAUACAGUAUCACUGUCAGUGUGUCUAAUGGUCUCACAUCCAUCAGCUCAGAUGUUUAUCUGGUCAGGAUUCAGAGAGCUGUGCAGCCCAACAGGCUUUUAUACAGUUCUUCAGUUUUAUUACACAGCUCUGUGAACUUCACCUGCCGGAUCAGCUCAGGAACUGAUGUCUCGUAUAUCUGGAAUUUUGGAGAUGGAACAGAGCGAAAUGGAUCAAGCACUGAGCAUCAUGUCUAUGACAGAACUGGAGAGUAUAUAGUGCAGGUUAUUAUGUCCAACCUGGUGAGCUCAGCCUCCUUAACAGGGCACAUCUUUGUCGUUGAAGAAUCAUGUCAGCCUCCUCCGGUGAAAAAUAUGGGCCCAAAUAAAAUACAGGUGUGGCAGUAUCAAACUGUCCGUCUUGCUGUGACGUUUGAGGCACAUAUUCAGUGUAACAUCUCUAGAGGUUUGCUGUAUAGAUGGACUAUAUAUGACAUGAGCGGACAACAGCUGCUUCUUCCACACAUAGACACGGGACGGCAGUAUAUUAAUCUUCCAAAAUACCUCCUUCAUUAUGGAACAUAUAAAGCUAUAGCAAAGGUCCAAAUAACCGGUAGUGUGGUGUACAGCAACUACAGUGUUUUAAUUGAAGUGAUACGCAGUCAUCCCGUAAGUGUCAUCAGCGAAGCCACAAAUAUUUUCAUCAACCGUCAGAGCAGCACCAUCGUUACUCUUGACGGACGAAAAUCACAUGACCCAGAUUACCCCAAUAAUACUAUAAGUUACAGCUGGUCAUGCAGGCCAGUAAACACAGAAGAGAGCAGCUGUUUCAACAGGAACAUCGUGACCACUUCAGCAGUACUUACAUUUCCCGCUCUUGCUUUGAAAUCUGAUUUUGACCUGCUUAAAUUCACUCUCACGGUGUACAGUGGCCAUCGAUCUUCAGCAUCUAAUAUGUUCAUCACUGUAACAUCAAAACCUGUCAGCAACGUUCAUAUGUAUUGUGAACACUGCCAAGGAAAUUCAGUGAAUUGGAAUGAGCAGUUUUCUGUCUCUGCUUUCUGUGAGGAUUGUGGUUUAAAUGCUAAAAGUGUCACCUAUUACUGGAAACUUUACCUGGUUAAUGCCUCAAUCAAAGCUGUACCAGAAAUUCCGUUCUGCAGCACUAUGGAUCUCGGUUUACCCUCCAAAAUGGAGGAGAGCUUACGUUUCUCCCUGCCUGUUGUGACACCCUACACUCCAGCCCAUUUCACUGAGCCUUCCGUUCCAGUAUCUCUGGCUCCUUAUCUUUUAUCUGAUGAUAUUGACCUUACAGCCCCAGUUACACAAGAUGCUCUGACUUCAGUGAUACUUACAAAACACCAUAAUAUUAGUGUACACACUCUAAUUGAAAGUCCCAGCACGUACCACCAUGCAGCAUUUACGACUAUUGCAUCUUCAAUCUCAUCCUUCCCUGGGGAAACAGAGUCCUCUGGGGGUCAGUGGGAGUAUCAGGGGUCUUUUCCAGCCUCUGAUAAGGUGUCAAUGACUGAUAUGACCUCAGAUUUUCAUACUCAGGACAUGAUUUACACAGACAUUUAUCAGGAGUCAAUAUCAGGUGAUCAUCUCUCCGUACCAGAGUAUGAUUACUAUCAUUUUGGAAUUGAAGAGGCUGAUCCUGGUGUCCCUGUCGGCAGACCAACAGGGGCUGAUUCAGUGGGCUUUAGUUGGAAUGAAGGAUCAUUCCCUCACUCUUAUGACCAUGAGGGUGAUAAUCUAGUGGACCCCAGCCUGUUUGGCCCGGCAGUGUCAGAGAAAACCCUACUAGAUCUGAACAGACAGCUCAUUCAUCAGUCUGUGUUUGAGUCAUACACUCUCACAGGAUUAACCUCUUCGGAUGUCACAUUUAAACCCUUCAUGCUUAAACCAAAGAGUCUUUAUUUGCUUGAAGUGUCUGCGAUUUCUGAGAAGCGGCUGCAAGGGAAAAGCCAGCUGUUCUUUCACACUCAAGCUGUUCCUGAGGGAAUGAGCUGCCAAGUGCAGCCCAACACAGGCUAUGAAAUCCACACUCAUUUCAGCAUCUUCUGCUCCUCUGGAAAAGAGGAUCUUGUGUUUGAAUACAGUUUUAGUGUGGGCAACAAUGUGAGGAAACUCCUUUAUGAAGGCAGGGAUUUCCAGCAUUACUUUAGUCUUCCUAGUGGAGAUCCUAAUGAUGAUUACAAAGUCACAAUCUAUAUUGAAAUCAAGAAUCGAUUUGGAGCAGCAACCAAACCAUGUCCUGUGAAAGUGACUGUACUUCCCAGCUUUCAGAGAAGCUCGUCCUCUCAGCUCAAACCUGAUCAAGAACUGUACAUGUAUGGAGUGGGUAACCUAACCAGUCUGAGUAAGAUCGGAAGCAACCAAGACAUCGUCAACUACAUCUCUCUUUUAACCACGGUGCUGAACCGCUUGAGUCUAGACCCGGAUUCCUCUGUCGACCUUCUGACACUCACACGCACCUCUGUCAUUACGGCUGCCUGUCAGCUGUCCAUCACUGAUAAGGGAAUUUUAUUUGAAGCAAUUCACAAACUUACUGAUUUGAUAAGAGUCUCCAGUCAAGUGACAUUUUACAGUGCCAAAGAAGUAAUUCAGCAUGUUCACGACAUAUCAUCCCUCUCACAUGAGUCCAAGCCUCCAGGAGGCCAUAUUCUAGACACUGGGAUGGUGAAUGCUUUGGUUUCUCUCCUGUCUGGUGUUUUGGAGGCUCCAGUGCUCUCUUCCAGACCAGGACAACAACUCAUAAACAAAGUGCUUUACACCAUCACAGAUUUAAUACUGGAGUGUGUGCUGUCCAGCAAUAUGUUGCAGUACAAUCUGAACACCACGUUCAUGGAAGUGUUAGCCUGGAAGUAUGACCGGUCUCAUUCCGUGGUGAAAACAUUUGGCUUUACUGCGUUCCACCUCACUGAUUUUCUGGAGAUGCAAUUUCAGCAAUGGAGCAGCAAUAGCCAGCACAACCCCUGUGUCAUUACCUGGCUCACAGUGUACAGGCAGAGCCCAUACCGCUGGUCCAGACACGUGCAGCUCAGUGGAGAGACAGCAGACAUUCGGCUCUACAACUGCACCACUAGGAAGGAAAUCAAAAUCCGACAUCUAUCCACACCAGUUACUAUUGAAUUUCAGAGGAAAGCGAAGACAAAAAGUCGACAUAGACAGUUCACUCUUCAGCGCAGUCAGAUAAACACUCAUCAAUUUAAUAUCACGUCACAGACCCUUCAGACAGCCUUUCAGAUCACUGUGCAGUUUAACAGACCAGCUGAACGCCCCUUUCCCAUCCUGCUGCUCCUUAGGAUGUAUGAGCAGCCAACACCUAAUCUAUACAACGAACAGAAAAUAUAUCACUGGAAAGGACAGAAAGCUCACAUCUUCCUCCCUCAAUCCUAUUUGCAAGCUGCUGGUUCUGUCUACCUGAGGCUUCUCAGUGCAGACUAUAAUAAAAACCCUAGCAACAAAUACAUUGCCAGAGCUGUGAACUACUCGCUUCACAUUGAAUCUGUGGACUGUCUGUCCUGGGAUGGUGUGAAAGAGUGGAAGCCCAGUGGCUGUUUUCCUCAUGGUGGAGUUUCGCCAGACAAGAUCUACUGCAGUUGCAACCACCUGGCGUCAUUUGCAGUAUCACAUGAGAACAUCACAAGCAGCUACAACUCUGCAGAUGUUUCGCAAUUUAUCCACUUCAAAACCAACUACAUACUGAUAAUUUUUUCAGUAAUAUUCCUAGCUCUCUAUGUGGUGGUGCUGGUCAUCUGCAGGAAGGCUGAUGUUUCCAUACAGAAAACUACAGGCUCAUUUCUGCUACCAGAAAAUAAUCCCUCAGACCGGUUCCUCUAUGCUGUCACAGUAGAUACAGGAUUGAGAUCUAGAACCAGAAUGACAGCAAAGGUCCAUAUUGUGCUGUAUGGAGACAAAAGUGUCUCUCAAACCAGGGAACUCAGCAGCUCUCAUUCCAAACUCUUUACAUGCAACUCAAGAAAUACUUUUAUUCUCAGUUCCCCAGAGAGUCUGGGUCGAGUAUGGAAGGUGCAUCUUUGGCAUGAUAAUGGAGGUUCAUCUCCCAGCUGGUACCUGAGCCAUGUGGUGGUUAAAGACCUGGUGCAGGGGUCCUGCUGGUUCUUCCUGGGCCAGUGCUGGCUGGCAGUGGAUGAGGGAGAUGGAAGGGUGGAGAGGAGUUUGGUUGCUUCUGACGUUGGACUGACAUUUAAACAGUUCCUAUAUUUGAAACUCACAGAAUACCUGGAGGACUUUCACCCGUGGCUGUCUGUGUACAGCCGUCCGUCUUUCAGCUCUCACACACACACUCAACGCUGGAGUGUGUGUCUGCUGCUCCUGCAGGGCUAUAUGUGUGUCAGCACAGUGCUUGUAAAUCUUCUGGAAGAACAGUGUUUUGUAGAGAUGGGGCUUAUUGAUGUUUCACCGGUUUCCAUGGUAACAGGGCUGUGCGGUGCUCUCGCUGUGCUGCCGGUGGGGGGUCUGGUGUCCCUGUUGUUUCGUGUCGGCAAGACCACAUCCAGUAGUUUGUCUGGAGAGCAGUAUAAGGUCAAGGUGCCUGAUGUCUACUCUGUAGAAGAUCACCAUGAUGCACUGCUGAUCAAUGAUUGUGCAUCGUAUCCGUCCUGGAAUACAGUUUCCCACUGGACUCAUGGAUCAUGUAAAAAAGAUUACAGGGACUGGAAAACCUCAGAUUCAGCAUCUAUGUCAAAACUGCAAGAGGAUCCUCAUGCCAUUUUAGAGAUUGUAGAAGACUCCAUGUCUGAUGUAAACAGCAGAUCACAUGAUAAAUGCAAAUGGGAGAACCGGCAGGUUUGUGUUGGUAGAAUCCAAAGUCUUCAGUCGUGGUGUUAUUAUGUGGGCUGGAGCCUCUGCUUGUCUCUUUCUCUUACAUGUUUCAUCAUCACAGGAACUCUUGGAGUAAAGUUCAACAAAACAAAGACUCUUCUUUGGACUCAUUCUGUGUUCUUUUCACUUGUCUGCUGUGGCUUUGUACUGCAUCCAGCAAUGAUACUUAUAACUGCCAUCACUGUGUCUCUGCUGCAUCGAAAGAAGCCCGACUGGUUCCACAGUCUGAGUGUAAAAGAGCCUGUCACUGAAUUAUUGAGACACAGGGACACAGAAUUUGAGGAUGUCUUGGUUAGCAAAUACCAGCAGCCCAAUUUUGAAAAGGCACUCGCUGCCCGCCAGAGAGCCAGGUAUCUGCGUCUGGUACGGCCACCAAAUUCAAGAGAGUUGAAGUGUGUGAGAGGCCUGAUAAAGAAACAAACUCUCCUUCGCAAAACCACAAGGGAUUUGAUGUUUCACCUGAUCAUGCUGUUGACAGUUCUGUUUGUGACCUAUGGAAAGUCUGACAAUGACUACAAGUACCAUUUGAAUCAGGCUAUCAAAUCUCAUUUCACAAAGAGUCUGCAAAAUUCAUUUCACUCCAUCCAAAAACAUGAAGAUUGGUGGAACUGGACAACAACCACUUUCCUUGAGAGAUUAUAUGACAAUGCCAACUGCCAUGAUAAAAGAGUAAAAAAUGAAACAGAUUUCAGCAGUCCUUUGUCUCUUAUUGGGAGUCCAGUCAUUAGAAAGAUCAAGAGCACAUAUAACUCAUCAUGCCAGAUCUUGAAUUUGUUGGGCAAGAACAAUAUUAAAUGCUCUGACAACCAUACUGUGGAAAAGAGACACUCACUUUGUGGGAAACUUGGGUGUUAUGAGGGAGAAAGUGUGAGUGUAAACCUGGGAAAAACAAGGUCUGAAGCAAUCAAGUCAAUUAAAACGCUUCUGGAUGCUGGCUGGAUGACUCCUUUCACCCAAAUUGUGAUGAUCCAGUUUAUCCUAUACAAUGGGCCCAGUAACCUCUUCACGGCAGUCACUAUUCUAGUAGAGCAAACCUCGACAGGGGCUCUGAUGCCCUCAGCAAGCAUACAGUCCACUAGACUCUACCAUUUUCCAGCUGCCCUUGACUACAGUGUUAUGACCUGUGAGCUACUUUUCUUUUCAUUUAUUCCGCUUCAUAUGCAUUGGCAAAUAUAUGAUAUGAUUCAAAGAGGAUGGCUUUACUGGAGAAACCUUUGGAGUUGGCUAGAGGUGACAGUUUUCAUCUCCAGUCUUUUGUGGUUUAUCUUCUCUGUGUACAUCUUUAUGCUAAAAACAGAGAUGAUUGAUUUCCUGCAGAAGGAGGAUUUUAAAUUACCUGUUGAUCUAAGUCCCAUCUUCUUCAGUGAGCAGCUUUUUCAGUCUCUCCUUGGCGUUGUUGGCAAUUUGCUUCUCCUGAAAUGUGUGUCCUUACUACGGCUAAACAAAGUAGUGGCAGCAGCUGCGUCUACUUGGAAACUGAUCUUCUCCAACCUGCUUUGGUUACUGGCACCUGGUGUUAUUGUCGCAAUGGCCCUCUCUGGUCUCCGCAAUUUGAUCUUUCAUUCAUUCCCAAUCACCAGUAUCACUAGCUCUGCCCAUUUGCUCUGCACUCGUUUCUUUUGCAUGAGCCACUUUGGUGACAUUCACCUCCAAACACAAUUCCCAUCAGCACUUUAUUUUGGAGCUAUAUUCUGCGCUAUGAUUUCAUUUAAUGCUACGGUAUUUGCCACCCUUACCUUUUUUGUGAAACAAUCAAAGAAAGCUAACAAAAGAAAACAUUUACUGAAUGUCUUUGAGCUGAUCUCUUAUGUCAAAGACAAGGCUUUACUCAUCAUUGGCAAAGCCAGUCACAAGUCAGCUGACCAACAGGUCCACACUAAUAACUUUUACUUAGCAGAGUUUGAGGAUCUCAUGGAUGAGCUGUUGUUUCAUCUCUGCACCAUGUCGGACAGUCUCCUCAACAAUUUGCCAGCAAAAGAAACUGUAUCUGAAACCCAGAGCAAUUUCUCUUUGCCUCUUUCUGGGCGAGUUUAUAGCCCAGACUCAGAGAGUGCAAUUUGUGAAUGCCUGGAUAUCAGCACUGCCUCAUACAGGGAAAACGCUCAAAGAUUACCACUUGAACACAGAACGUCCCAGUACUUGAAAGGCAGAGGAAGAACACAGCAGGAGAGUAUUUCAGGAGGGCCGAGGAAUUUCAGAAAGUACGUCAAAGAUCCAAGCAGAGAGUCAGAUGAGACUGGACAGACCCAAAUUCGUUCUUUAAGCAAGCAUUGUGCACCAGCUGAGUGGAAAGACAAAGUGUACAUUAAAUCAUCACUGCUGCCUGAUCCAAGCAGGUUGGCAGAUGAGCAUAAUUGUGCUUUUAAGACUCAAAUCAUCACACAAAUGAAAAGGCACACUCUUCUAACCUCAUCAGCUUGCAAAGUGAACAUGGGUCAUAGAGAGUCAUAUAUGUUUAAUGCAUUGUGUAUUGAGGGAAUGGACAAUUCUGUGCAAGGGCAAACAAUUAUUCCAGGGUGCACUGAACAAUGUAUGUAAUAUAAGAAAAAAUUGCUGUUCAGUUUAACUGCUUUAUUCCAGAAGAGAAUUAGUAUUUUCAAACUAUAUUCCCUUUACUGUUGGGUUUUUACAAUGAUCCUUUGUUAACAAUACUUUAAAAACCUUUUGUGUUUUUUAAAUUGUUUGCACAACUGAUUACAUACCUCAAAUGUGAUAUUUGAUUUGCAUAAAGCUGCUAAAAUGCUACUAUCACUAGGACAUGUCUUAACAUGUUUGACAAAUUGGACCAUUUUUUUAAAUAUACAGUUCAAAAUCAAAAUUAUUCAAGCCCCUUGACCUGCAAGACAUUUUGCUGCAAAGAACAAAAUUUUGUGAAAACAAUUAAACAAAGGCAUCAGUACACUAUUAAAAAAAGUUUAUUAAUAGACAUUUGAGUGAUUCCCAGAAUGUAAGUUGAUGAAUAAUAAUAAUAAAAAAAAAUCAAAUUGGCUCUAAAUGUUCAUGUUCAAAAUUAUUCAACCCCCCAAAAGUCCAAUUUGGUGCAGAAUCUUUUAUUCUUUAAAACCAUCAAUAAACGCUGU